AUGUCCAGCGGCCUCCUGAAGGCGCUGCGCAGCGACUCCUACGUGGAGCUGAGCCAGUACCGGGACCAGCACUUCCGGGGUGACAAUGAAGAACAGGAAAAAUUACUGAAGAAAAGCUGUACAUUGUAUGUUGGAAAUCUUUCCUUUUAUACAACUGAAGAACAAAUCUAUGAACUCUUCAGCAAAAGUGGAGACAUAAAGAAAAUCAUUAUGGGCCUGGAUAAAAUGAAGAAAACAGCAUGUGGUUUCUGCUUUGUGGAAUACUACAUAAGAGCAGAUGCGGAAAAUGCCAUGCGGUACAUAAACGGAACUCGCCUGGAUGACCGGAUCAUCCGCACGGACUGGGAUGCCGGCUUUAAGGAGGGCAGGCAGUAUGGCCGGGGACGGUCUGGAGGCCAGGUACGAGAUGAGUAUCGACAGGACUAUGACGCUGGGAGAGGCGGCUAUGGAAAACUGGCCCAAAACCAGUGA
Messenger RNA from Pipistrellus nathusii (Nathusius's pipistrelle), 471 nucleotides. Lineage: Eukaryota; Metazoa; Chordata; Mammalia; Chiroptera; Vespertilionidae. The record is from the annotation of a GenBank genome assembly.